AUCAAACCUUACACAAAGAAAACCUCACUGAACCAGAAAACUUUGGAAAAUCCAUCUCCAAUUAACCUUCACCAUCUUCUUCUUCAAUCUUUCAACUUUGUUUCUUCAAAGCAAAUCCACACUCUCUGUUUGUUGGUCCUUCACUGUUCAAAUCUGUCUCUCUCUCUGUUCCUGCUAUCCCUUUCCUUCUCCAAUCUCUUAGCUCAUCCCUACGAAGAAGCCCCAUUGACAAGAAACCUCUCUCAACUACUUUCCCCUGUGACCUCUCACCCUUCAUCAUUUCUUCACCUUCUUUUGCUGACUACAUUUGACUUCCUUAUAAUACUUACUUUCCUACCUUUUCACUUGCACCCUCGUCACCACACAUCUCUUUUCUCAUAUCUCAAGUUCCUCCAAUCAAAAGAGGUAUCUUUUCUCGGGGAACAAAAAUGGCUAUUUGGAAAUGGGGUCUUUUGGGGCUUAUUUUUGCUGAUUUUCUAUUUUCAAUUGGUGCUGUGGAGCUCAAGAGGAAUCAACCCACUGAAAGAAUCUCAGGGAGCGCUGGUGAUGUAUUGGAAGAUGAUCCAGUUGGAAGGUUGAAGGUAUUUGUUUAUGAACUUCCGAGUAAAUAUAAUAAGAAAAUUCUGCAAAAGGACCCAAGAUGCCUUACCCAUAUGUUUGCUGCGGAAAUCUUUAUGCACCGGUUUCUCUUAUCUAGUCCUGUCCGAACCCUUAAUCCCGAAGAAGCUGAUUGGUUUUAUACCCCUGUAUACACCACUUGUGACUUGACACCAAAUGGCCUCCCUUUACCCUUUAAGUCACCACGAAUGAUGAGAAGUGCCAUACAGCUUAUUUCUUCAAACUGGCCUUACUGGAAUCGUACCGAGGGUGCGGAUCACUUCUUUGUGGUACCACAUGACUUCGGAGCCUGUUUUCAUUACCAGGAAGAGAAAGCAAUUGAAAGAGGGAUUCUUCCACUGCUAAAGCGUGCUACCUUGGUUCAAACAUUUGGACAGAGGAAUCAUGUGUGCUUGAAAGAAGGCUCAAUUACCAUUCCUCCAUAUGCUCCUCCACAGAAAAUGCAUACCCAUCUAAUCCCUGAUAAGACUCCCAGGUCCAUUUUUGUAUACUUCCGAGGACUAUUUUAUGAUGUUGGAAAUGACCCUGAAGGUGGUUACUAUGCAAGAGGUGCAAGAGCAGCAGUGUGGGAGAACUUUAAGGACAAUCCCCUAUUCGACAUCUCUACUGAGCAUCCAACCACAUACUAUGAGGACAUGCAACGAGCUGUAUUUUGUCUAUGCCCACUAGGAUGGGCCCCUUGGAGUCCAAGAUUGGUAGAAGCAGUGGUAUUUGGCUGCAUCCCUGUUAUUAUUGCAGAUGACAUUGUUCUGCCAUUUGCAGAUGCAAUCCCUUGGGAAGAGAUCGGCGUGUUUGUCGACGAAGAGGACGUUCCUAAGUUGGAUACCAUAUUAACAUCUAUCCCACCAGAAGUUAUAUUAAGGAAACAGAGAUUACUUGCUAACCCUUCCAUGAAGCAAGCAAUGCUAUUCCCGCAGCCUGCACAACCUGGAGAUGCAUUUCAUCAGGUUUUAAAUGGACUUGCGCGCAAGUUGCCACAUGACAGUAGUGUUUUCUUGAAAGCAGGGGAGAAGAUCUUGAAUUGGACUGCUGGCCCUGUGGGUGAUCUUAAACCUUGGUAGCAGUUAUGUUAGUUUUCUGAGUUCAUUAUGAUUCUUUAUAUAUUUUUCUUGCUCAAUCCUCCCAAAGUGUUCAUAGGGGUUGGUAAUUCAGAUACUUUUCUUUCUUUUGAUUGUAAAUUUUGAUAUUUUCAUAGACAAUUCAUUACAUCAUGUAAUCCAUUUUGCCACAUCAUUGAAGUCUCAAUAGAUGCUUAUCACUU
Messenger RNA from Abrus precatorius (Indian licorice), 1879 nucleotides. RefSeq names its product probable beta-1,4-xylosyltransferase IRX10L. The transcript has 4 exons. Gene Ontology annotation, molecular function: glucuronoxylan glucuronosyltransferase activity; 1,4-beta-D-xylan synthase activity. Bases 429 to 1679 code for a protein of 416 amino acids. NCBI's taxonomy places the organism in Eukaryota, Viridiplantae, Streptophyta, Magnoliopsida, Fabales, Fabaceae. The record is from RefSeq and is a predicted model, not a curated record. Gene Ontology annotation, biological process: plant-type secondary cell wall biogenesis; glucuronoxylan biosynthetic process.